AUGGACACGAUAUCUCGAUACAAUGUGGUGCACCGCCUGCAGAAGCGGAAACUGCUCAUCGCCAUCAAUUGCAUGGCCGGUCUAUCUAUUCUGUUCUUUGGUUACGACCAGGGUAUGAUGGGCGGGGUCAACACCUCAUACGACUACUACACUCGCAUGGGAUUCGGACACAAGGGCCCAGAUGGCGCGGUUGUAGUUGACGAUAGUCUCCUCCAGGGAGGCAUAGUCUCUGUAUACUAUCUGGGUACACUCGUCGGAUGCCUUGCUGGAGGAUCAAUUGGCGAUCGGUUCGGACGCAUCAAAACGAUAUUCGUUGGCGCCGCCGUUGCUGUCGUCGGUGCUUCUCUGCAAGCCUCUGCUAUGAAUCAUAUCUGGAUGAUCUUUGCUCGACUUAUCAACGGAUGGGGUACGGGUAUCUUAAACGCUAUUAUUCCGGUCUGGGCUACUGAGACUGCCGAGCACACUUCCCGUGGACAGUUCAUCGCGAUCGAAUUCACGCUCAACAUCUUCGGUGUCGUCCUCGCCUACUGGCUCGAGUAUGGUUGCUCGUUCUAUGGAGACGGAACAUCAUCAUUCAUCUGGCGAUUCCCCGUCGCUUUCCAAAUCCCCAUGCUACUGUUGCUUCUCAGCGGUAUUACCUUCUUCCCCGAAUCGCCGCGCUGGCUACUCAAAAUGGGUCGGAAAGAAGAAGCAAGAUACAUACUGGGAAGGCUUCGCGGAGAUGAGGGCGCAGAUAGGGAACGAGCCGAAAACGAAUAUCAAGACAUUGUGCGCUCCUGCGAGAACGAACGAGCGAACUUCCGCCAUCAAAGCUACUACCACAUGUUCUUUGGCAUCGGAUCUGGGACACUCCAUACUGGGCGACGUGUCCAACUGGUCGUCUGGCUGCAGAUUAUGCAGGAAUGGAUCGGUAUCGCGGGCGUGACCGUCUACGCUCCGACGAUCUUUGGAAUCGCGGGCAUGAGUCCCGCCAAGCGACAGUGGAUAUCAGGUCUCAACAACAUUUUCUACAUGUUUUCGACCCUCAUUUGCGUCUUCACACUAGAUCGCAUUGGACGACGGUGGACACUGUACUGGGGCUCCGCUGGUCAAGCCAUCGCAAUGGCACUAGCAGGAGGCUUCUCAUACCUUGCGUCACAGGCAACAAACGAGGGCAACUUAAGUAAAGCAUCAAGCUAUGGCAACGCUGCUGUGUCCAUGGUCUUUAUCUUCACGUUCAUCUUCGGCGCCACUUGGCUAACAGUUCCAUGGCUGUACCCCGCCGAGAUAUUCCCACUCGAAGUGCGCGCGAAAGGAAAUGCCUGGGGUGUCGUGGGCUGGUCCAUUGGAAAUGGGUGGCUUACCCUUUUGUGUCCUGUUAUGUUCUCCACACUCAACGAGAAGACGCUUUACAUCUUCGCCGGCUGUAACAUUUUGACGCUUCCAAUGGUGUGGGCAUUGUAUCCUGAGACGAAUCAACGAACACUAGAAGAGAUUGAUCUGUUGUUCUCUUCGGAUAGUAUCUGGAAUUGGGAGGCUGAGAAACACUUCGCCAGGCUCCAAGAGCAAGGAAGAACAGGGUCCAAUCACAACUUCUUUACUACUCGAGUACCUGAUCUUAAUAGACCCCUUUUACGUAACAGUAGAGCAUCUUGUUCCAGACUCCAGGUCAGCAACAUCUGGGGUGUGGAUGUUUUCUCCACAACUCAGCAGCCCUAUUAGCAAUCGUGCGGGGAAUUGAAGGCUGGGAGUUGAAAAAAUGACGCUAUUUACCUUCUUCCGUCGGAUCAAACCGUAGCAACUGGGCCAGUGGUGUCGUCACGGCGGUAUUCAUUCCGCCGGGGGCGUAUACCAUUUGGGGACCUUGAAACAUGAGCAUGGCGAGAGAGGAAAAA
This is a messenger RNA of Aaosphaeria arxii CBS 175.79, 1874 nucleotides long. RefSeq names its product sugar transporter STL1. The transcript is spliced from 3 exons. Gene Ontology annotation, cellular component: membrane. Gene Ontology annotation, biological process: carbohydrate transport; transmembrane transport. The record is from RefSeq and is a predicted model, not a curated record. Gene Ontology annotation, molecular function: carbohydrate:proton symporter activity. NCBI's taxonomy places the organism in Eukaryota, Fungi, Ascomycota, Dothideomycetes, Pleosporales. The coding region runs from base 1 to 1701 and encodes 566 amino acids.